AUGACAAUAAAGACGGUGAGUGAUUUAUGUCGUCGAUAUUCGACAGUUUCUCAUAUUAAUUCAUCGACGAGUGAAGGCAACACAAUGGGUUUCAUGUAUUGGCAAUUGAACGACAUUUGGCAAGCACCAACAUGGGCGUCAAUUGAAUAUGGGGGUAAAUGGAAAAUGUCACAUUACUAUGCGAAACAGAUGUAUCAAUCAAUCUAUGUUUUACCCGUUCUUGAACCCUAUCUCACAUACGAUGAAAAUGCCAAAAUAAGCAUUUAUAUGAUUAAUGAUGGAGUUGCGAAUGAUACUGAGCAAGGAACAAUUGAAUGUUACGUUCAUGAUGUUGAACAGUUUCGACCGCGAACAAAAUUUAUAUUUUUGGUAAAUACAGACGAUCAAAUAGACUCAAAAAUAAUUUAUCAGGUUCAGUAUCAAGCACUGAUUCAACGAGCAAGAUGUCAAAAUCAAUCUCAAUGUUUGAUGAGGUGUUGGUACACAUCUAUGAACGAUACGGCUCUGGAAGUGUACGAACAAACUUUAUUCUUUGCUCGACCAAAACAAUAUCAGCUAAAUAAUCCAAAACUGAACAUUGUCUCAGUCACUAAUCGUUCAUCUGAUAUGACGUCAUUUGAUAUUAGAAUUCAAGCCGACAAACCCGCACUGUUUGUCUGGCUUGAUGUAGUUGGUGUCAAAGGCAGAUUUAAUCAAAAUGGAUUUCAUAUGUUUCAAAAUGAUAAAGUGUUGACCUAUACAACAUGGGGAAAACCAUCAACGGUAAACGAUAUUAUUCAAGGAUUAUCUGUUUCAUCGCUAAAUGAUUUGUAUGUUAUGUGA
Messenger RNA from Didymodactylos carnosus, 822 nucleotides. NCBI's taxonomy places the organism in Eukaryota, Metazoa, Rotifera, Eurotatoria, Philodinida, Philodinidae. The record is from the annotation of a GenBank genome assembly.